Messenger RNA from Amphibalanus amphitrite, 877 nucleotides. RefSeq names its product peritrophin-1-like. The coding region runs from base 132 to 617 and encodes 161 amino acids. Gene Ontology annotation, cellular component: extracellular region. The transcript has 2 exons. Gene Ontology annotation, molecular function: chitin binding. NCBI's taxonomy places the organism in Eukaryota, Metazoa, Arthropoda, Thecostraca, Balanomorpha, Balanidae. The record is from RefSeq and is a predicted model, not a curated record.
UGUUGGUGGCAGGGACAUCAGUUGAAUGCCAGAGCUACACAGCUGACAGGCAUCGCAGAGCGGGGCAGUCCAGAAGGCAGAAGCCGUUGGUUCAGUGGUGACAAGUACCUCCUCGAUUCAAAGCCAUCAAUAUGAUGCGUGUGUGCGCGGCGCUGAGUGUGGCCCUGCUGGCGGUCGUGCCGUCGCUCCUGGUGGCAGCGCCCGUGUCCGACUGUCCCCGAAACUCGGACCCCGACCAGCCCGUGUUCGUGGCCAGCGACCAGAGCUGCUCACAGUUCUACCUGUGCUCCAACGGACGGCCCAUCCUGCUCACCUGUCCCGACGGGCUCUACUUCAACGAGGACACGGACCAGUGCGACUACAGGUUCAACGUCAACUGCACGGAGCCGGCCACCACCACCACCACCGAGAGACCGACCACCGAGGGACCCGUCCCGACCACCGAGGGACCCGUACCGACCAACUUUACCACUGGGGCACCCGUCCCGACCACCGAGGGACCCGUAUCGACCACCGAAGGACCCCUGCCGACCACCGAGGGACCCGUCCCGACCACCGAGGGACCCGUCCCGACCAACGUGACCACCGAGGGACCUGUUCCAACUAUUUCACCUUAAUUUAUUUUUGAGUAACAUUUGCGUGUCGCUGAAUGAUAUGGUGUAAAGCUUUAAGUCUACCACAGACGUUUAUCGUUUAUUAUUUGCAAUUGUUAAGAUGUUUUUUGUCGGAAUGCGUACUUACUGUUGUGCCUUAUGCUUGUGUGAAAAUAUCUGGCUCGUUUCGAUAAUCCGAUCCUGUACAGUGAGUCACCUACCUCAGUCUCAUGUGGUUUUUUAUAAACAUUAGAGCUAUGCUUAUUCAAUAAACGUUAAAAUAU